Messenger RNA from Panicum virgatum (switchgrass), 3313 nucleotides. RefSeq names its product protein DETOXIFICATION 56-like. The coding region runs from base 161 to 1594 and encodes 477 amino acids. Gene Ontology annotation, molecular function: antiporter activity; xenobiotic transmembrane transporter activity. Gene Ontology annotation, cellular component: membrane. The transcript has 8 exons. Gene Ontology annotation, biological process: xenobiotic detoxification by transmembrane export across the plasma membrane. NCBI's taxonomy places the organism in Eukaryota, Viridiplantae, Streptophyta, Magnoliopsida, Poales, Poaceae. The record is from RefSeq and is a predicted model, not a curated record.
UAUAAAUGCAACCACGUCCCGCAAGAUAGAUACGUAGAUAUGGCCGUUACAGCACCAUAUAUAUGUCCAAAUAAUAAAAAACUCUCUUGCACACGCAAAUAAUCUCCAUCAGGCCAGGCCACCAUCACAUCAGCGAUCGAUCGAUCAAGUUUGGCUUGCCAUGCCCAUGACACUCGCUGCCGUGGCCGCCGAGGUGCGCGCGCAGCGCGGCAUCGCCCUCCCCCUCAUCGCCAUGAACCUCACCUGGUUCGCCAAGCUCGCCGUCACCACCGCCUUCCUGGGCCGCCUCGGCGACCUGGAGCUGGCCGCCGGCACGCUCGGCUACAGCUUCGCCAAUGUCACCGGCUUCGCCGUCCUCACCGGCCUCUGCGGCGCCAUGGAGCCCAUCUGCGGCCAGGCGCACGGCGCCAGGAACGUGCCCCUCCUCCGCCGGACGCUCGUCAUGGCCACCCUCCUGCUCCUCGCAGCCUCCGUCCCCAUCGCGCUCCUCUGGGUGCGCGUCGACGCCGUCCUCCUGCGCUUCGGCCAGCAGCCCGACAUCGCCGCCACGGCCAGGACCUACGUGCUCUGCCUCCUCCCGGACCUCGCCGUCACCUCCUUGCUCAGCCCGCUCAAGGCCUACCUCAGCUCGCAGGAGGUGACGCUCCCCACGCUGCUGGCCGCCGCCCUGGGCCUCGCCCUCCACAUCCCGCUCACCAUCUGCCUCUCCGCGAGGAUGGGCAUCCGGGGCGUGGCCGCUGCCGUCUGGCUCAGCGACCUCGCCGUGGCGGCCAUGCUCGCCGCCUACGUGGUCGCGUACGAGCUCCGCCGCCGCGGGGACACCAGCAGCAGCUGCGGCGGUCGCGGAUCCUGCAGCUGGGUGGCGCUGCUCCGGCUGGCGCUGCCCUGCUGCCUCAACACGUGCCUCGAGUGGUGGUCCUACGAGAUCCUGGUGCUCCUGACAGGGCGCUUGCCCGACGCGCGCCGCAUGGUGGCUGUCGUCGCCGUCACGCUCAACUUCGAUUACCUCCUCUUCGCCGGCAUGCUUUCCCUGUCAGUGAGCGCCUCCGUGCGCGUGUCCAACGAGCUGGGCGCGGGGGACGCGCCCCUGGCGCGCCGCGCCGCCAGGGUGUCGAUGGCGGGCGGCGCGGUGGCCGGCGUGGCGGGCGGGCUGGUUAUGCUGGCGGCACGGCGGCCGUGGGCGCGCAUGUACACGCGCAGCCCGGAGGUCCGCGACGGCGUGGCGAGCGCCAUGAAGGUGAUGGCGGCGCUGGAGUUGGUGAACUUCCCGCUGAACGUGUGCGGCGGCAUCGUGCGGGGCACGGCGCGGCCGGUGCUGGGCAUGUACGCGGUGGUCGGCGGCUUCUACGUGGUGGCGCUGCCGGUGGGCGUGGCGCUGGGGUUCAAGGCCCGGCUGGGGCUGGAGGGCCUCCUGGCGGGAUUCCUUGUGGGCGCCGCGGCGAGCCUGGCGGUGCUCGUGACGGUGAUCGCGUGCAUGGACUGGGCGGCGGAGGCGGACAAGGCGCGGAGGCGGGCCGGCGGGGACAGCGCCGUUCGCGAGGACGACAGCAACAAGGAGCAAUCGUCAGACUGCAACUGCAAUGCAGUUUGUUAGUUUAGGAGUUAUAGUGCUAGUUAGUUAGGCCAUGCCAUGCCAAGAUGUUGCACUGCAGUUGGCACAAUAGCACUGGACUGGGCUGUACAUUCUCGAGUUCAGUUCAGCUCUCCUCUCAGCUAGCUUCCCCUCUCUGUCAAUCAUCCAUCCAUCCUAAUAGCGGUAAGUCCUUCCCUCUCCGCCAGAUCCUCUACUGCCUUCCUUCGUUUCAAACUGCAAGUCAUUCCAACCUUUCCAGAGAGUCAAAUUAUUUCUACGAUUGACCAAAAUUAUUAUAGAAAAGAUAACAAAGAUCUAUAGCAGUAAAUAGAAAAACUAUGAAGUACUAAUAAUACUUAUUUGUAUUAUAAAUAUUACUACUUUAUUAUAUAAAUUUGAUCAGACUUAAAACUUAAAAUAUUUUGACUCUCCAAAAAAAAUUAGAGUUACAUACAAUAGGAGACGGAGGGAGGAGUAGCUAACUAAACUACUGCAGCUAUACAUGUUUUCAUAUACAUGGGGUAGUAAAUUCAAGUUGGGGCGGCUUAAAGAAAAGCUAGCCCAGCCCAGCCCAGCCCAACUAUGCCGAAAUUGGCCUGCUUUGGCCCAGGUGAGUGGUUGUUUUCUCUUGGUCGUCGUCCUUCUCCUCCUCGCGACCGACACCGACCUUGGGCUGGCUCCCCCAUCCAGAUGGCCGCGCACCUGGUAUCCUGCUGCCUCCCCGGGGCCUCCACCUCCUCUCGCGCCACGGCCGCCGCAGCCUCCUCUUCCUCGCCGCCUAGCUCCAACUUGAAGCCAGCCAAUAGCAGGGGGUACCAGACAAGAAUGGGCCGAAGAGACUUUGUGCUCAGGAGUAGUGAGCUCGCCACGCUCGCCGCCAUCUUCCACUUCAGUGGCACCAAACCAACCUACCUUGGUGUUCAGAAGAAUCCUCCAUCCCUUGCUUUGUGCCCUGCAACCAACAACUGCGUAUCAACAUCCGAGGAAAUAAGCGACUCAAAUCACUAUGCCCCUCCAUGGAACUACAAUCCCAAGGAUGGCCGCAGGGGUAAAUCCAUAAGCAAAGAGGAGGCCAUGAAAGAGCUCAUUGAAGUGGUCAUGAAAACAAAGCCGGACAACUUCACUCCUCGCAUCGUGGAGAAAACAGACGAUUAUGUUCGUGUUGAAUAUGAGAGUCCAAUAUUUGGGUUUGUAGAUGAUGUGGAGUUCUGGUUCCCUCCUGGCAACAAACCAAUUGUUCAGUACCGGUCAGCAUCUCGGUCAGGAUUUAUCGACUUCAAUGCCAAUAAGAAGAGAGUAAAGGAGCUGAGAUUGGCAUUGGAAAAGAAGGGCUGGGAUUCAGAAAGCAACUUCUGAAGGAUGGAAGUGGUACUGCAGACAGGGGUUGAAUACUGGCGGAAUGAGGCUCACAUGUGUCUGGCUCUGGACUACUGCAGUAGAGAGUAGUAAGCUCCCUCGCAACGAUGCUCCUUCACAUGACAUGUCUGUCUCUGUGUGUGUGUGUGUGUGUUCCUUUUAACACUCCACAUGAGAUGAGAAUGAGAUGGAUAGGCUGAGGAGGGUUGUGAUAUUUUUAUUAUGCGAUACUGUAAGCAUUUUUUUUCUCCAAAACGCAGGAGAGCUGCGCUUCAUUGCAUUUUGCAUUAAGAUAGAAGGGGAAAAAAGGCUAUGAUGCAAACACAUUACAUGCAUAUAAAUACUAAAAUACUCCGUUGAAGAUAUGUGUACGGGUUGGUGGUU